AUGGCGGACUCGACAGUCUCCAAUCGUCGAAGGUCCGGCAGAUCUGCCGAUGCCGCUGCCCGUGUGGAAGCCCUCGAGCGCCUGAAGACGCUCCGACGAGCGGGCGGUCGCCGGUCGGAAUCAGGUGCCGGCAUUGGCUUCCAGAUCAAGAUCGAGGAGCCCAUCUACGACACUGUUGCUGAGGAGGAUUAUGCGCGCAUAGUGGCCGAGCGCAGGGAAGCCGCCAAAGGAUUCAUAGUGGACGACGACGGGAUGGGGUACAACGACGAGGGCCAGGAAGUGGACUGGGCUGACGUCGGCCUCCCACCUUCGUCCGAUGAAGAUGGUGAAUCCGAUGGGGCGGUCGACAGGUCCAGGAAGAAGAAGGUGGUGAAGAAGGAUCCAGCAGCCAGGAGGCCUGCUCCCACAUCCUUGACGGCUGCCGCAGCGUUGAUGGGAAAGCAGAAGCUCUCAGCGAUGUUCACUUCAUCCGCCUUUAGAAAAAAUGACAGGGGCAAGGGGCCUUGUAUGUCGUCUGAGAGCAUUGUGGAUGAUCUCAUUGCAGAGUGCGCCCCCGAUGAGGCUGACCGUGAGGAGAGGAGGUCGCGCCGGGUGGGCCCUACGGCUGUCGUACCUGGAGCUCGGAGCUUCAUGGUUCCUCCGGUCUCGAUGAGUAACGAUACACGAAUGUGUUUUCCUGCGAACAAUCCAUCAGCAAUGCAACAGCUAACCACGCCGUCAACUGUGGCAACUUCGAAGAAUUUUCCAGAAAAUGACGAUUUACGCGAUGUGAAGGACGAGCCAAGGGAAGCGAAACAGGAGAAGAUCAUGCUGUGUGAGUCUGAACCAUUAAGCAAUGGGCAUGCAAACGUGGGGAAGGCCAAUAUUCUUGAAGUUAAAUUGGAGCCUGAAGUGAAGAGUGAGAAAGUCUUUGCUUUUAAUGCAAAGAUACAGGUGGAAAAAGAUGGUAAUACACCAAGUGCCACUGCCGGGUGGAAGGCAGUUUGUGAAGGAGAUAAUGGAAGUGUUGACUGCAGAACAGGUGCUGUUGAGGGUACAGAGGUCGAGGAGAAGUCUGAAUUUGAGCUAGAUUCAGAUGGGUCACUUAAUUUCUACUUGAUUGAUGCACACGAGGAGUCAUUUGGCGCUAAUGCGGGGACAAUUUAUCUUUUUGGAAAGGUACUCGGACUGUUUUUUGUUUAGCCUUUCUUGAUAUUACAACGUCAAUAACUCUGAAAUAUGACGGCCAAUAAUUGGAGUGCCUUCACUUUUAUAUUUUCUCUUAUUGGUUUAUAUUUUACACUGUCUUCGUAUCAUGAGUUUCUGCAGCACUGUUGUCAAAACGUCCAGUGCUGUAUCUCUGCAUGUUUUGUGUUUCCUUUGUUAUUGCAAGUCCGGAUGGUAAAUACUCUACAUGGCGACGCAUUUUUCUUUCUCAGGUGAAAGCGGGGAAUUCAUAUCACAGCUGUUGUGUAGUUGUAAAAAAUGCACAGAGAUGUGUAUAUGCAAUCCCAAACAGCUCUGUGUUUCAACGCAGUGUUAUACUAGAUCUGGAGGAAAAAGUUGCUAGCUCAAAACUUUCAGCUGUCGAUUUUCGGGUGAAACUGCAAGUAAAUUUUCUCACUUUCUUGAAGUUCAGGGGUUAUACUCUUUUGUAAUUAUAAUCACUCUAUUUCUUCUGCCAAGAUGCUCAUUGAUUUCAGAUUAUGCUUAAGAUAUGUCAUUCUUGCUCUUUAGGACAUGGCUGCAAAUUUAAAGAAUGAACUUUCGAGCAAAUUGGUUGAGUAUAAUGUAUCGUCGUUCAGUAUGACUCCAGUUAAGGUCAGUUUGGUUUAGUUACUGCUUGGUUCUUAUCCAAGCCAUGUGACUUGUUAUUUCGGUUAUCAUCAAGUGUUCUUUUAUUUAUGAAUAUAUUUAUUAUACUGGACAUUUUACAGAGGGGUUAUGCCUUUGAACGAUUUGACAUCCAUGCUGGAGAGCAAUACGUUCUUAAGAUCACUUAUCCAUUUAAGGUAUUACAGUUUGAUUAAUAGCUUGCAAGACCAUUCUUUUUAGAUGUUUAGUUCCUGUUUAUUUCAUCUUAAUAAGUCGAGUUUUUCUUUUUGCCACUGGUUCUAACCUUUUACUCACAAUAGUCACAAGCCAAAUGUUCUCACAUAAUGGGAGUAUCUUGUGAGUAGAUGUUGUCAGUACUAAAAAAAAUAAAUGGCAAACCAGACAUGUAUGCUGUUAUUUCUUCAAGUCAUUGCUAUGCUUAGUGUUGAUCUUAUAAAUCGGAGAACCUCAUCGGCUUGUUCUUUGUACUUCAUAUCAAGUUUACUCCGGUUUAGUUUCUUUAUUGUUGUACUUGUCAGGAACCCUGGGGUUCCUCACCCACAAAAGGGUUUGGGAGAUCCUAACUCUUUAUUGGGGAUAUAAAUGUUGCAACUAGUUCAAUCACCAGCUGUCUUCCUUUUUUUCAUUAUUUUUUGCGACGUAUGCCGUUCAUUUACUUUGAAAUGAGUUGUCAACAACAGAAUUAUUUAAUCCCCCAAGAUAUCUGGAUGUGAAAGUCACGGCUUCGACUUGGACGGGCAUGAUUGCUUCACUACAGACCAUUAAUUUUUUUUUUGAAAAUGGUUUUAAGUGGGCAUUCUCUAAAUUAUGAAGGUUAUGUCCACUCUGACAAUAAAUGGAAAAAUUUUACUGGCCAAGAAAUUAGGAACAAAUCUGGGUUACCGUUUAAAGUUUAUGCGAUGCUAGAACACUUUAUUUUCUUUCAUAUUGCUAAUGAGAAUUUAAUAAAAUUUAAAGUUCUACUUCCAUAGAACACCUCAUCACCACUGGGGCGGAGUAUUUUGUUUGUGACUUCCAUAGGUUCGUAAUUUUUUUGUUUUAGAUCACUUACUCUGGCUGCGUUUCAUCAAUACAGGAUCCACCGCUUCCAUUAGAUCUGAAAGGAGAACAAUUUUCUACUUUAGUUGGAACAAGUUACAAGUAAGAAUUGUUUUUUCUUGUAUCGUUUUCAUGUAAGGCAUGCUAUGUACUUUGUUAUUGAUUGCGUGAUCUGUUAUAUGCCUCACAUGCGAAAAGACCAUACACGAUUGUUCAUGUUUGUCAUCUCUUAGGUUUAUCUAACUUGUCUCUCUGGUUUUCGGUGAAUAGACGAUUUUGUUGAUUCCAUCAAACGGUAUAUCAGUCAGUCUUAGCACUCGACGAACAUCCACAUUAGGAACAAAUCUGGGUUACCGCCAUUACUCACGGGAUGUUUUCUUUAUGGAAAAAAAGGAAAAUGUUACUUUUCCUUAUAAAUAGAACGCUUUUACUGCUGCUUUGUCCGUUUAUUGAGGCAUAUUCAGUAUCAUUUUUUGUAGACGCUGGUGCCAAGUUUGUCAAUUCAUUCUCUAUUGUUCGAUUCGCUUUUGAAUGGAUUUUUCUUAGUCGCAAAAACACUUUACAUUGUGCCAACACAGUUUUAAUCAGUGACUUGUAGGCCAGAAAAUAAUCGUAAAUUAUUCUUUCUAUGAUCCACACUUGGUUUUUCAUUUUAGCAUACUUCUUCUCGAAGGUCUGGCUCCACUUUUUCUUGGUGACUUAUGAAUUAUUGGGUUGAUUUAUUCCUGGAUUUCUUCCUCUUCUCCACAAAUACGGAGAGACUCUGAACUGAGUCUGAAUUCAGUAUUGGUUGUUUCUUACUUCCCAAUCUACUAUUCAAGUACUCACAAUUAUCUUGUGGAUUUUCACAUCUUUCAUUUCUUCAUCAAUGGUCGUCAAUCGGUCCCCUGUGACCCAUUGGUCAUAGGUUUAUGUAUAUUGUUGUAGGAGGGAACCAUCGAUAUUUGAAGCAUAUCAGUUGAUGCCAGCGUCAACACGACGGCUGGAGAUGACUUGCAGGGGUUUUGCUCAUCAAUUCCACAUCUCAUAUACAGAGUCAUUAGGUGGUUGCUUUAUUUUUUAUGGAACUAUAAUUAAAGAAUAACAGUAGAAUAACAUGGGCGAAGUCUGACACUUGUUUCAACUUUAGAGGCUAAAGGUGAAUUGAGGGUCUAGCACUUGAUUGGAUCCUGAUAUAUGAUAGAUAUUAGCUGGAAAAUUAUAUGGUAUCCUAGUCUGCUCAAACAAACCUUUACUGUCCUCUAGUCACUGACUGUCAAGUUCCUAUUUAGAUGAUUUUUAGAAUUGUCGAAUGUGUCAAUCGAAGAAUUUUCUUUGCUUUGCCAUUUGAAAUUAAUUCCCUACUUUAAAAUGUCGUCCUACUGCAAUCAUUUGACAUAUUGCAAGGUUUUCGUUUUGUGUCCCAGUUUUGGCUCUAUGUUAUUGUUAUUUAUCAUAACUUAAAUCUAGUUAUUAUUUUGCAGUGCUCUGGAGCUAUUUUUGGUGAAGAGAAAAAUAAAGGGACCUUCCUGGUUAUCAAUUUCAAAAUUUUCGAGCUGUCCAGUACAUCAGCGGGUGUAGUUUCCCAGAAAUUCCCUUUCUUCUUUCUACAAUCCAGUGACAUGCAAAAAUUUAGCGGGAUUUUGUUUGCCUCUACUGUAUAGUUAGUUAUUUCCAAGUCUUUGUCAGGUGGCAUUGAUCACGUUUAUUUUCUUGGGGUGGGAGCUUUUGCAUUUCUUCAUUGUUUGAUAAGAGUAAUGAUAAACAGGUGAGCUGGUGCAAAUUUGAAGUCACCGUUGAAUCACCAAAGGAUGUAUGCAAUUCUACUUCAAAGACCCACCAGGAGAUACCUCCUGUUAUUGUUACAGCAAUAAAUUUGAAAACAAUUAGUAGUGAAAAGCAUAAUGCAAAUGAAAUAAUCUCUGCAUCUGUAAUUUGCUGCCACAAGGCAAAGGUAUGUUUGUCCUGGAACUUUCCAGAGUUAUUUCCUUUAUAUCAAAAUAUUCUUCUUCUUUUUUAAUAUCCACUCGUAACUGAUUGUAUGUGCUGUGACGAGUAGAUUAUUUCGUUUUGAUAAACUACAUACAGACCCUUACCCGCUCCUGUACUUAAUAGAAUAUGUCCGUCCCAAGUCGAUAUGUACAAAUAUAAAAAUUAUUUGUUUUUUUGUUUCGAUCAAUUAUGUCCUCUCUUUCUGAACUUUUUCGAACCUGAACUCCUCAGAUAGAUGGCCCUAUGAUAGCGUCAGAGUGGAAGAGACCAGGAAUACUUACCCAUGUUACUGUUGUUCGAAAACUCGAAGGCGGAAUAUUUCCAAUGGGUUUCUCUAAAGAAGUGGCUGAUAGAAAUACCAAGGCUGGUUCAAACAUUCUAGCAUUUGAAAGCAGGUAUCUUUUAUUUGCUGCAGUCUCACUAGAGUUUCCUUUUGCUUCGUUUUUAGUAAGUGUUAGAUUUUAUGUUUAAGUCUAUUAAUCCAAGUUUACUGGACUUCCUGGCAGUGAAAGGGCAUUGCUCAAUCGUUUAAUGAUUGAGCUGCACAAAUUGGAUAGCGACAUUCUCGUUGGGCAUAAUAUCUCUGGAUUCGAUCUGGAUGUCCUUCUACAUAGAGCCCAGGUUUGAUAAAUUGCUGAGCUUCAUGCGCAACUGUGAUUUGAAACCAUGUUUAAAGUUUGUAGUCUGGUCACAAAUUAGAACUGCCGAUUUUAUCAGUGAAGCGAGAGGAUAUGCCAUGGAUCUGUUGUUUAAGAAUAUGAAUUAGCUGGAACCUUUGGCCAUCAUUGUUGCUUACUACGCCAUCACGUGACCAUUGAUAAUGAAUAUGUGGUGAUGAGGACGCGCACAUGAUUUGGUAGAUUUUUGGUAGGAUUCUUGUUUGGAGCCUGCAAAAAAAUGUUUACUUUAGGAAUCUGAUGGCUCCCCAUCGGCUAAGGUGGAUGAUUUUUGGUCUACAUCUGAAAAGACGGAUUGAACCCAGUUGUUUACAUUGGCUUCUUGAAUAAUGUUAGCUGCUUUACCAUUCAGGUCUGCAAGGUACCAAGUGGCAUGUGGUCAAAAAUCGGUCGUCUCAAGCGAUCUGUGAUGCCUAAGCUCACAAAAGGAAGCACCAUCUUCGGCUCUGGGGCCAGUCUUGGUAUCAUGUCUUGCAUAGCGGGCCGGUUAUUAUGUGAUACAUACAUGUGCUCGCGUGAUCUUCUGAGGGAGGUAUAGUAAUGUAUCCCUGAGAUUUUUAUUAGUUUACUUAUCUCAGACCUCUUGAACUUUCUUAAUGCCCAUUAAUAGGUAAGCUAUUCAUUGACGCAACUCGCCAAGACUCAGCUGAAUAAAGAGAGGAGAGAAAUUUCUGCACAAGAUAUUCCAUCUAUGUUCCAAACAACAGCAUCACUCAUGGAACUUGUAAGUGCUUAUUCUGGAUAUUAGAUGCCUCUUUUAUUGUUAUCAGGCAAUUUCAUGUGGAACAUUGUCCAUUGUUGGAGCUGAAUGGUGAUUUUAACGCUUAUACCUAGGUUGAAUGUGGAGAAACUGAUGCCUGGCUAUCUCUUGAACUUAUGUUUCAUUUAAGCAUUCUGCCACUCACACGGCAGUUAACAAAUAUAAGUGGAAAUGUCUGGGGAAAGACUAUGCAAGUAAGUUAUACAUUUGCUCUUUCUUCUGCCGACUUAUUUUAGAAAAUUCCUUGACCAUAUUAUUUCCUUUCCAAUUCCUAACUGUUGUCUGAAAAUUCAUAUCACCUUCUUUUUAUUUGCAGGGUGCUAGAGCUCAACGAGUCGAAUAUCUCUUACUCCAUGCCUUUCAUGCCAAAAAAUACAUUGUCCCAGAUAAGAAUAGUGCACGGGGCCGAGAGGUGAGUGCGUCAAAGAGGAAAAUAAGUGAAGGCGUUGGCAGUGAAGAUGCUGGUCUAAAUGAUGGGUCUCUCGAGAAUGAUGUCCACCCUUCUGAUCAAGGAAGAGGCAAAAAGGGUCCUGCAUAUGCUGGGGGUUUGGUUCUUGAACCUAAAAGAGGAUUAUAUGACAAGUACAUAUUACUUUUGGAUUUCAACAGUCUCUAUCCUUCAAUAAUUCAGGUAUCAUUGUUUACAAAUACUUUCUAUCUUAUGUGAAAGUUAAUUCUCAUAAAUAAUUUCUUGCUUAUUCCGUUGCACCAUGCAGAAAUGGUGCAGUUAUCACGUUUCCCACUCACACCGUGUUUAAGUACUUCUGCAGGAAUAUAACAUAUGUUUCACAACCGUCGAAAGAUCUCCUGAUGGACUCGUUCCUAAUCUACCUUCUUCCAAGGCGAGAGGAGUUCUACCUGAGGUGUCUACCUGAUUCUUACCAUGAAUUAUGACGAACUCUUCCUAAUCUCAUGUUGCUGUUCCUUCUUUUUGUCGUAUAUUUAGCUCCCUAGUUUUCUCACAGCACAGGUUCUAUGCUAGUAUAUUCUUCUAGAAUGCACUGUUUCUCACUUCAAACUUUGAGAUGGCAUGCUGAUCAAAUAAUUUCUUGGUCCUGAAGGAUGGCCGCUAUGUAUUCUAAUAAAUUUUCUGGAAUACAGCGAUCCUUUUGCUGUGCAUUGCUUAUUAUAGUUCAGCACCUUACUUUUUUCUUUUUCAUAAUACUUAGUUUUCUUCCACUUUUACUUCUUAGUUACUGAGGAAUUUGGUUGAGAGGAGGAGAAUGGUUAAAUCCUGGCUCAAGAAUGCUUCUGGUCUCAAGGUUCAGCAGCUUGACAUUCAACAGCAAGCGUUAAAGCUGACUGCAAACAGGUUGAAAUCCUUCGAUCUUAACCCGUUAAAUCUCAGGACAUGCAGUUAUUCUGAUGUCAGUUUUUUUUUUUUUUCCCCAUCAUCAGCAUGUAUGGUUGCUUAGGUUUUUCUCAUUCAAGAUUUUAUGCAAAGCCUCUUGCAGAGCUUAUAACACUACAAGUAAGAAUUUCCUGGAUCUAAACUUGAAUUCAUUAAAUUAAAAUAUCCUUUGGUGUAACAACUAAUCCAUCUCCUCUACAGGGAAGGGAAAUCCUGCAAAGUACUGUCGAUCUUGUUCAGAAUAACCUAAAUUUGGAGGUAUUUCCCUCUUUGAGAUGCGUUGUUAUGCUGAAGUUUUUUUUUUUAUUCGGAAAAAUCACAUGACAGCCCUCUGUAUCGCGGGCUUCACUCCUCUUCUAUUUUGAAACGAAAAUACAUCCGUCUAUGCCACUUAGGUGGAGGGUCAUAUAUUCCUCUAUUUAUGAGACCUCCAUGAUUCUAAACUUAAGCUACCGGAUAGUUGGGAGUAUUAUUCAAUACCCUUUCUUUUCAUCUUUUUAUAAAAAUAAUAAUAAGAGUUCAAGGGUAUUUUUCCUGCUUAACAAAUUCAUACGGAAAUAAAAUAUCUGCUAAUGCAAUCAUAAGACUCUGCCCAUUUGGUGUUGAUGGAGAUAAUUUAUUUAUUUAUUUGCUUUCAUUUCUUAUGAUUUCUCCUGCGCUCAUCUGUUCAUCAACACCCGACGUUUAUUUCUGUCGCAAGCUGCCCAUUUAAUUUCUUUAUUUUCCACGAAUGUGGUUGUUCGCUGACAGGUGAUCUACGGUGAUACCGACUCAAUUAUGGUGUACAGCGGCCUCGACGACAUAGCCAAAGCCAAAGCCAUGGCUGGAAAGGUCAUCCAAGAGGUAAGCUUGCUCGAGAUAUCCCGGUCCGCCCAGACCGCAUGCUGGUCGUCUAGCUUGGAAGAUUCUCGCACCUCUCUCACUACCUCUUCUCUCAGGUCAACAAGAAAUACCGCUGCCUGGAGAUUGAUCUCGACGGUUUGUACAAGAGAAUGCUGCUUCUGAAGAAGAAGAAGUACGCUGCGGUGAAGGUCCUGUUCAAGGACGGGACGCCUUACGAGGUUCUUCCUCGCAGUCUCUGCCGACCCUCCGGCUCUCGCGCCUGAGAUCGACAUCGCUGACAUCCCCAGCCAUUCAUGAACCAGGUCAUCGAACGCAAGGGACUCGACAUGGUGCGGCGCGAUUGGAGUCUCCUGUCGAAGGAAAUGGGCGACUUCUGCCUCACCCAGAUACUAUCCGGAGGGUAUUUCUCUUUCCCCCCACAUUCACUCAAACACCCUUUAAGAUCUCUGCGAACUAUACAUAGCUCAAUCAAUGUGUGGCCCGGCGCAGGUCCUGCGAAGAUGUGGUGGAGGCGAUUCACAGCUCUCUCAUGAAGGUAACUGUCAGAAACCCUAGAAAUAUCUCUCAGCGAUUCGGCGAUGUAAAGGCACACUUCGUCCCUGCAACAGGUCCAGGAGGAAAUUCGGAACGGGGAGGUGAUGCUUGAGAAAUACAUCAUUACUAAAACCCUAACGAAGCCCCCUGAAGAGUACCCAGACGCCAGAAAUCAACCUCAUGUGCAGGUGGGAUCUCUUUUUAUGACUAUCUGCUGGUGUGGGUCGCCUCAUCUUACCGGAGCUUGGGCACUUGACAGGUGGCGCUGAGACUGAAGCAGAACGGCUACGCGACGGGCUGCUCCGCCGGCGAUACGAUCCCUUACAUCAUCUGCUGCCAGGAGGUAAGUGAGACUUGAGAGCCCCGCGAGAAAGCAACCGAGGGCCUAUGUGGGUUGUGCAGACUCGGUGACGACUCUUGAUCCUUUCACCAGAAUGCGGGUUCUGGCUCGUCGGCGGGGGUGGCCGGGAGGGCCAGGCACCCCGACGAGCUGAAGAGGGACAGCGGCGGGUGGAUGGUUGACAUCGACUACUACCUCUCCCAGCAGGUCCUUUAUAGCUUGUUUUCUUCGGCGGCCCGUCCGCUUCUCUCUCCUCCUAAACCUCUGGGUUGUUCCCGCAGAUUCAUCCGGUGGUUUCAAGGCUCUGCGCUUCCAUCCAGGGCACCAGCCCUGCUCGCCUGGCGGACUGCCUUGGUCUCGAUUCUGCGAAGGUGGGUCCCUGAGGUUCUUACUCCUGACGUCACUCUGUUGCUGCUCCUCUGACGUCACAUCUUCCCCACUCUCUCUCUCUCUACAGUUCCAGCAGAGGACGGCCGAAUCCUCCAGCGGGGACCCAUCGACUGCGCUCCUCUCCGCUAUGGACGACGAGGAGAGGUAACCAGGUUUCCGGCCCUCGACUGGAGCGGCGGCGCCGCCCACUCUCUCUCUAAAACGCCGCCCUUGCUCCUGUUUCGUUCACAGGUACCACGGCUGUGAGUCGUUGCAGCUGUCGUGCCCUGCCUGCUCCUGCUCGUUCGAGUGCCCCCCCGUUUCCAGCCUGCUUUCCGGCGAGCCGCCGGAGGAGCAGAAUUUCUGGCGGAGGAUGGCCUGCACGCGGUGUCCCGAGGGCAGCGAUCCCAGCAGGCUGUCCCCUGCUACGCUGGCUAACCAGGUAACGACGACGGCGGCGCCUAGUCCCUAGUCUGUGGAUGGCCUAGCUGAGGAUUGCCCCUCUCUCUUCUCUGUAGGUUAAGCGGCAGGUGGAGAGGUUUCAGUCCACCUACUACAGGGCCUCAAUGACGGUAUUCUUCUUCUUCGUCUUCUUCUUCUUUCAUGGCCAUCUUCUCCGAUCACUCGUUGAUGGUGCUGGCAGUGUGACGAUGAGAUGUGCAAGUACACGACGCGCGGCCUGAACCUCCGAGUGCUUGGGGACUCGGAGAGGGGAACCAUCUGCCCCAACUACCCUCGCUGCAACGGCCGUCUCGUCAGACAGGUUCCAACUCUCCCCCGCCCAUUAUCUCUCUCGUCAUCUCUCUCUCUCUACAUUAUUUGACUGUCGGAAGACUGAAAUCUUGGUCGUUUCAGUACACGGAGGCGGACUUGUACAGGCAGCUGAGUUACUUUUGCUACGUUCUGGACGCCGCAAGAUGCCUCGAAAAGGUUGACCCCUCUCUCUCUCCAUCUCUCUCUCUCUCUCUCUCUCUCUCUCUCUCUCUUUGCAGCUGUUGGAUUCUCUUUGUUCAUUCGAUGGGAUGUGAUGGAUGGCCCUCGCUCACCCUCUUCGUUGUGUUCGGGUCGCAGCUGGGUCACCGCGGUGGGGCCCAGGUCGAGAAGGAGCUCGCCCAGGCCCGCCUUCUCAGCGCCUCGGCCCUCUCUACCGUCCAGAAGAUCCGGGACCGCUGCGCCUUCGGCUGGGUCCAGCUGAACGAUCUCUGCGUCUCCAUCUAG
Spirodela intermedia is the source of this 10916-nucleotide messenger RNA. Lineage: Eukaryota; Viridiplantae; Streptophyta; Magnoliopsida; Alismatales; Araceae. The record is from the annotation of a GenBank genome assembly.